AUGAUCCAGCACGACUGGAUGAGCGACGGGGCGCGCGAGGUCGAGUCGGACGCGCGGUGCGUCGUCGUCGUCGAGAAGGACGGCAUCUUCCGGCGCCUCGUCGAGGACCGCUUCUUCGAGCGCUACCCCUGCGUCCUCGUCACGGGCAUGGGCGUGCCCGACAUCGCGACGCGCGCCCUCGUCCACAAGCUCCGCGGGUCCCUCGACGUGCCCGUCUACGGCCUGGUGGACUGGAACUCGUGGGGCGUCGGCGUGCUCCUCUGCUACAAGGUCGGCUCCGCGCGCCUCGGCCUCGAGGCCGUGCGCUACACGGUGGACGUGAAGUGGAUCGGCCUGCGGUCGAGCCAGGUCGACCGCCUCGAGCUCCCCGCGAGCUGCCGCCAGCCGCUCACGGACCGCGACCGCCGCCGCGCGGAGGGCCUCCUCGCCCACCCCUGGGUCGCGACGAAGCCCGCCUGGCAGCGCGAGCUCCGGCGCCAGCUCGACCUCGGCUCCAAGUGCGAGCUCGAGGCCCUCUUCGCCGGCGGCGACCUCGACGCGGUCGGCGCGUUCAUCGAGACCGCGAUCACGACGCAGGACUACCUCGAGCCGCACGGCGCCGCACACAGACCGCACGCACACAACCGAAAAAGAGCGAUGGAGGACCUCGAGGAGGAGCAGGACGUGACGGCCUGGGUGAACGGCGUGCUCAGCGAGGCGUCGGCGGACGGGGCGAGCGUCGACGCGAAGAUCUCGAGCGUGUCCAUGAAGCUGCAGAUCAUGGCCGCGGACCUCAACGACGAGCUCGAGGGCCACAUGGAGGAGCUCAUCGAGGCGGCGCCGCGCGCGCUCGGCGACGUCGGGAGCGUGUCGCGCGCGCUCGCGGCCGUCGACGAGGAGCUCGCGGCCGUGCAGCGCCGCGUCGACGGCGCGUCGCGCGGCGGCCGCGAGGUGCGGACGCUCGACGAGCUCGACCGCCUCAAGACGCACCUCGAGGCCGUCGGCGCGACGCUGCGCGAGGCCGCGUCCUGGCAGGCCGCCGCGCGCCGCGCCGCGGCGUCGCUCGACGCGUUCCUAAACCGCGGCGCCGAGGCGCGCGAGCCCUGGGACGCGGCCGCGGGCGACGUCGCGGCCCAGCUCGCGACCAUGGGCGACAGCGAGCGCAUCCUGCGCAAGCUGCCCGACGCCGACGACCGGCGGUCGACCCUCGACGGCUUGCGGGACGACUUCGAGCACGCGCUGCGGCCGCGCGUCGCCGCGGCGCUCGCCGCGCCGGACGUCUCCGGCGAGGCGCUGCGGCCGCUCGUGGCGCUCUACGAGCGCCUGGGCCUCGGGGAGGCGUUGCGGCGCGACUACGCGGCCGCUAGGCCCGGCGCGGCGCGGAAGCGGUGGUUCGCGCGGACCGCGGCCGACGACGCGGGCCUCGACCUCGCGCCGUGGCUCGGCGCGUUCCUCGACGACCUGCUGCGGGACCUCGAGGCGGAGAAGGCCGCGGCGGGCGCGGCCUUUGGGGAGGCGCACGCGCCGGGCGUCGCGGCGCUCGUCGCCGCGGAGACGCUCAAACCGCUCGCGGAGUCGUUCCGCGGGAAGCUGGACGCGGCCGCGGACCGCGGGCCCGGCGGCCUCGAGGACUGCGCGGCGGCCCACGCGGCCUGCGGCGUCUUCCUCGAAAACUUGGAGCAAACGCUGGGCCUGCCGGCGCAGUCGCCCCUACUCGGGGACGUCGCGUUCGCCGUCGGCGGCGCGCCCUUCGCGGGCUUCGGCGAGAUGGGCAGCGACGGCGCGACGCGCUACGGCGCCCUCGAGCGGCGGCGCUUCGCCGCGGCCGUCGCCGUCGGGGCCGCGGACUGCCGCGCGGCGCUCGACGCGCUCCCCGCCGACGGCCUGCUCCCGGCGGCCGCGUUCGAGGCCGCGCUCGACCGCGCGCGGAAGCUGCUCGACGCGGCGCUCGCGGACGACUGCCGGGCGGCCCUGGGCCGCUGCGCGGCGCUCACGGGCGGCUUGGACGGCGCGGGCUGCGCCGCGGCCGUGCGCGACGCGACGCGCGACGCCGCGCUCGCGCUCGCCGCGGUCUUCGGCGACCUCCGGGGCCACCUCGCGAACGGCCUGCCGCGCGACGCGUCGCUCCUCGCGGACUGCUGGGCCUACGCGCGGCGCGCGUUCGUCGCGCUGGAGCUCGCCGGGCUGGCCGAGCGCGCGUCGCGCGAGUGGCUCGCGGUCGCGAACCGGACCUUCGCGCUCUGGCGCAGCGACGUCGCGGCCGAUGCGGGCCGCGGGCGCGACGCGGCCUUUUCCGAGGACGAGGGCCUCGCGCGCGUGCCGCCGCUCGCGCGGCGCGCGGUCGCCGCGCCGGCCAAGGCGGCGCACGCGCGGCGGCGCCGCGCGGAGGCGUCGCCGCUGGACCGCGUCGCCGUGGACCGCGCGCUCGACGACCUCGCGGCGGAGGCGUCGGCGCUCGCCUUCGAGUGCGCCUUCGCGCCCGUGCGGUCCGCGCUGCGCCGCGUGUCGGCGACGCGUCUCGGCGGCGACGCGCUCAAGGACAAGGCGGCGCCCUACUACUGCCGCGCCGCGGUCUGGGCGGGAAACGACGACGCGGACCCGGCGCCGAGCGACUACGCGACGGUCGUCGGCGAGCACCUCAUGGGCGCGCUCCGCCACCUCGAGCCGUUCCUCGAGUCGCCGGCCGUCGCGGAUGCGGCCGCGGUCCACGUCGACGCGGGCGGCCGCCUGACGGACGUGCGCGAGUGGGAGCGCAUCGGCGACGUGCUGGACGCCGACCGGCUCGGGCUGCGGGCCCUCGCGGCGGGCGAGCCACUCGCGGGCGCGCACCUCGGCGGCGACGCGCUCGCGGAGAGCUCCGCGCCGCCCGAGGACGCGGACGCGGCCGCGCGCUUCUGCUCCGAGUGGCUCCACCGCCUCGUCAAGGCCACGGCCGGUGCGCUGGCCGAGGAGCUCCUCCGCGUCGGCCGCGUCGACGCGAACGGCUUCCGCCAGCUCAAGGCCGACGUCAACUACCUCCGCAACGUCGCCAAGGCCCUCGCGGUGCCGGACCACGCCUUCCUCGCGCACCUCGACGCCGUCGCGACGGCCGCAUACGAGGGUCGCCUGCCGGAGCUGCUGCUGCGGCCCAUGGCCCAGACGCCCGCGGCGGCGGCGCUCGCGAGCCUCGAGGCCGCGCUCCGGGCGAAGCUCGACGCGCCGGUCGAGGCGGCCGUCGAGGCGGCGGUGGACGACGGCGCCGAGGCGCCGCCGGCCGACGAGGCGCCGCCGGAGGACCACUAG
This is a messenger RNA of Aureococcus anophagefferens, 3261 nucleotides long. RefSeq lists its product as hypothetical. Gene Ontology annotation, biological process: intracellular protein transport; retrograde vesicle-mediated transport, Golgi to endoplasmic reticulum; meiotic DNA double-strand break formation. Gene Ontology annotation, cellular component: chromosome; COG complex. The transcript is spliced from 3 exons. Gene Ontology annotation, molecular function: DNA binding; DNA topoisomerase type II (double strand cut, ATP-hydrolyzing) activity. Lineage: Eukaryota; Pelagophyceae; Pelagomonadales; Pelagomonadaceae. The coding region runs from base 1 to 3261 and encodes 1086 amino acids. The record is from RefSeq and is a predicted model, not a curated record.